AGAAAACCUUAAAAAAAGAGGAGAGGAGAAGAGGGGAAGAGUUUCUCUUUGUCAAACAGUCCUCUCUCCUUCUCUCUCUCUCUAAGCUCAUCUCAUCACUUUCUCUCUCUUCUUCGUCUUGUUCUUUGCUAAUAAUCCUUCCUCCUCCUCCGCCGGUGGUGGCACAGCCCAGCGCCACCACAACACCACCACCACCUCGCGUGGUCCCCACCACCACCACCACCACACCAACCCCUCCUCUAACAUCUUCUUUCUUCACACACUAAAACAUCUCUGCAUCAUCUCCUCCUCCUCCUUCCCUGUUACGCGUCCACAUUUCACUCUCUCUCUCUUUCUCUCUGUCUGCCCCCAAAUCUAAUCUCCAUCCUCUCUCUCUCUCUCUCUCUCUCUCUCUCUCUCUCUAUCAGCGUGUCUCCAUUUUGCUCAUUGAUCAGAGAUCGAGAGAGCCAAGCUCAGCUCAUCCACACUUCAAAUAGAGCAGAAAAAGCUCGGCCCUUUCUCUCUCUCUGCCUUUGUCUCUGUCUCUCUCUUUCACAGUCUGUCUCUGCUUGCCCUGCUUUCCCUUUGGACAGAUCGAUGGUCUGAUUCGGUUGCUUCUGCGAGGAGGGGAGGCUUCCUAAGACGGUGUCGUCUUGGCUGCAAGAGAGAGAGAAAUAUUAGCUAGAGAGAGCGAAUAUGAACACUGGAGGUCGCCUCAUUGCUGGCUCUCACAACCGGAACGAGUUCGUCCUGAUCAAUGCCGAGGAGGGUUCCCGGAUCAAGUCCGUGACAGAAUUGAGCGGACAGAUAUGUCAAAUAUGUGGAGACGAGGUGGAGCUGACUCCCGAGGGAGAGCCGUUUGUUGCCUGCAAUGAGUGUGCUUUCCCUGUCUGUCGGCCUUGCUAUGAAUACGAGCGGAGGGAGGGAAAUCAAGCCUGCCCUCAAUGUAAAACUAGAUAUAAGCGCAUCAAAGGUAGUCCUAGGGUUGAAGGUGAUGAAGAGGAGGAUGACAUUGACGAUUUGGACCACGAGUUCGAUUAUGGGCACCUUGUUCCUUUCGGGGGCCAGCAUGGUGGGGACUCUGGCCGUGGCUUACAUUCGAGUGGGUCUGGGGACCCGACACAGAAGGAGUUCGACUCUUCUCCUCUGGAUCCUCAAAUCCCACUAUUGACUUAUCGCGAUGAGGAUGCUGAUAUCUCUCCUGAUCGGCACGCCCUCAUUGUUCCUCCAUCGAGUCAUGGAAGCAGGGUUCACCCAAUGCCUUAUACUGAUCCUUCUGUACCUAUGCAACCUAGACCGAUGGCUCCUCAGAAAGACAUUGCAGUAUAUGGAUACGGGAGCGUGGCGUGGAAAGCAAGAAUGGAUGAAUGGAAGAAGAAGAAUGGUGACAAACUUCAGGUGGUGAAGCAUCAAGGAGGAUCAGAUGGUGGGAAAUUCGAUGGUGGAGAUGAGUUGGAUGACUCCGAUCUACCAAUGAUGGACGAGGGAAGGCAGCCACUUUCGAGGAAGCUCCCAAUUCCCUCAAGCAAGAUAAACCCUUACAGAAUGAUCAUUGUGCUCCGGCUUGCAAUUCUCGGCUUGUUCUUCCACUAUCGGAUUCUCCAUCCUGUUAACGAUGCAUAUGGGUUGUGGCUGACUUCGGUUAUCUGCGAGAUUUGGUUUGCUGUCUCAUGGAUAUUGGAUCAGUUCCCCAAAUGGUACCCCAUCAAAAGAGAAACGUACCUCGAUCGUCUCUCUCUCAGAUAUGAGAGGCAAGGCAAACCAUCCGAAUUAGCAGCUGUAGACGUUUUCGUUAGUACAGUCGAUCCAAUGAAGGAGCCUCCGCUUAUCACCGCAAACACUGUUCUCUCCAUCCUCGCGGUCGACUACCCAGUUGAUAGGGUGUCGUGCUACGUCUCAGAUGAUGGUGCUGCCAUGCUCACUUUUGAAGCCCUCUCUGAGACAUCUGAGUUUGCAAAGAGAUGGGUCCCAUUCUGCAAGAAGUACAGCAUUGAGCCCCGAGCUCCUGAAUGGUAUUUCUCUCAGAAGAUGGACUAUCUGAAGAACAAAGUGAAUCCUGAAUUCGUCCGGGAAAGGCGAGCAAUGAAGAGAGAAUAUGAGGAAUUUAAGGUGAGAAUAAAUGCAUUGGUUGCAAAGGCACAAAAGGUUCCUGAGGAAGGUUGGACUAUGCAGGAUGGAACUCCAUGGCCCGGAAAUAAUGUUCGGGAUCAUCCUGGCAUGAUUCAGGUCUUCCUUGGCCACCAUGAAGAUCUUGAAGAUCCCAUUGAAAAUGAAGAGAAAGAGCAGACAAAACUACCUCGUCUUGUUUAUGUUUCUCGUGAGAAAAGACCGGGAUUCGAUCACCACAAGAAGGCUGGAGCCAUGAAUGCUCUGAUUCGGGUUUCUGCGGUCAUCUCAAAUGCUCCUUACCUACUGAAUGUGGAUUGUGAUCACUACAUCAACAACAGCAAGGCCCUCAGAGAAGCCAUGUGCUUCAUGAUGGACCCCACUUCGGGGAAGAAAGUCUGCUAUGUUCAGUUCCCUCAGAGGUUCGAUGGUAUUGAUCGACAUGAUCGUUACUCAAACCGAAACGUCGUGUUCUUCGAUAUCAACAUGAAAGGAUUAGAUGGGAUUCAAGGGCCCAUUUAUGUCGGGACGGGUUGUGUCUUCAGAAGGCAGGCCCUUUAUGGUUAUGAUGCUCCGAAGAAGAAGAAGCCUCCGAGCAGGACUUGCAACUGUUGGCCCAAGUGGUGCUGCUGCUUGUGCUUCAGGUCAAGAAAGAAUAAAAGAAACAAAAGCAAGGAGAAGAGCAAGAAAACAAAAAACAGGGAAGCUUCGAAGCAGAUUCAUGCUCUUGAGAAUAUUGAAGAGGGCGUCGAGGAUUUGAACAAGGAGAAGUCAGGUGAGAUUUCUCAAGUGAAAUUGGAGAAAAAGUUCGGGACAUCUCCAGUGUUUAUUGCUUCCGCACUUUUGGAAAAUGGUGGAGUCCCAGUUAAUGCAAGUCCUGCGUCACUUUUAAGUGAAGCUAUUCAAGUCAUCAGUUGUGGUUAUGAAGAUAAGACUGAAUGGGGAAAAGAAGUUGGAUGGAUAUACGGGUCUGUUACAGAGGAUAUUCUCACAGGAUUCAAAAUGCACUGUCAUGGGUGGAGAUCAGUGUACUGCAUCCCUAAGCGACCUGCUUUCAAGGGUUCAGCGCCCAUCAAUCUGUCUGAUCGUCUGCAUCAGGUUCUUCGUUGGGCGCUUGGGUCCGUGGAAAUCUUCUUGAGUAGGCAUUGCCCAAUCUGGUACGGGUAUGGAGGCGGAUUGAAGUGGUUGGAGAGAUUUUCUUACAUAAACUCGGUCGUGUAUCCUUGGACCUCCAUCCCCUUGCUCGUCUACUGUACCUUGCCUGCAAUCUGCCUUCUGACUGGGCAAUUCAUUGUUCCGGAGAUAAGCAACUAUGCAAGUCUCGUGUUCAUGGCCCUUUUCAUAUCGAUUGCUGCCACGGGUAUCCUCGAGAUGCAGUGGGGUGGAGUUGGGAUUGACGACUGGUGGAGAAAUGAACAGUUCUGGGUCAUCGGUGGUGUCUCCUCGCACCUCUUUGCCCUCUUCCAAGGUCUCCUCAAGGUCCUCGCUGGUGUAAACACAAACUUCACUGUCACCUCUAAGGGAGCCGAUGACGGCGCAUUCUCCGAGCUCUACCUCUUCAAGUGGACCUCCCUCUUGAUCCCACCCACAACUCUGCUGAUAAUCAACAUCGUCGGGGUUGUGGUUGGAGUCUCCGACGCGAUCAACAACGGGUAUGACUCAUGGGGCCCGCUUUUUGGAAGGCUGUUCUUCGCCUUCUGGGUGAUCGUCCACCUGUAUCCCUUCCUCAAGGGUCUGCUGGGGAAGCAAGACCGGAUGCCCACAAUCAUCCUCGUGUGGUCGAUCCUGCUUGCCUCGAUUCUCACCCUCAUGUGGGUGCGGAUCAACCCGUUUGUGAACAGGGAUGGGCCCGUGCUCGAGGUCUGUGGGUUAAACUGCGACUGAGAGAAAAGAAGAUACGAUCAAGAUCCCACAUAACACAAGGUAAUGUUUGUGGAAUUUGUAGAAGAAGAAAUUAUAUGAUUUUUUGUUGUUUUGGUGGAUUUGCUUCCGAAAAAAAUAAAAUGAGGGAAAAAGUUUUGAGGGAAGCAGAAAUAUUGUAAUAUUGGGGGAUGUGUUUGUAGAUACAAGAAAAGUUGGGGGCUUGUUGUUGGUGGAGGGCUGACACAUUGUCGCUUGUUCUUUUCCUUUUCUUUUCUUUUUUUUUUUCAAUUUUUUUAAAUUUUUAUAGGGGUCUUUUCAUAAAUUCUUUUAUUAAAUUUCCAAGUGGGGGUUCUUUAGGGUUCAAUUUGAGUCUCAUUAUUGUGUAGUUUCUAAGAAGGGGAUGUCAGAUGUGGAUUUAUAAAUGUACUCAUGUUCGUUCCCAUGUCGAAGAAUGGGACUUCAUCGUACUUGUGGGAGUCUCGUAAAGAGAUUCGUGUUAUCAUUGUCUAAUGUGUUCCGACCCCGGUUAUGUACGUGAAAUUUGAAGUCAAAAUAUUCAGAUGAAUUCAUCAAUCCCCUGUAUUAUUGUCGUCGGAGAUUAUUAUUGAUAUGAAUCGAUUUUGUCUUGUUGCCCA
This is a messenger RNA of Punica granatum (pomegranate), 4583 nucleotides long. NCBI's taxonomy places the organism in Eukaryota, Viridiplantae, Streptophyta, Magnoliopsida, Myrtales, Lythraceae. The record is from RefSeq and is a predicted model, not a curated record.